Messenger RNA from Zingiber officinale, 875 nucleotides. RefSeq names its product zinc finger protein 6-like. NCBI's taxonomy places the organism in Eukaryota, Viridiplantae, Streptophyta, Magnoliopsida, Zingiberales, Zingiberaceae. The coding region runs from base 106 to 708 and encodes 200 amino acids. The transcript has a single exon. Gene Ontology annotation, biological process: trichome morphogenesis; cytokinin-activated signaling pathway; gibberellic acid mediated signaling pathway. Gene Ontology annotation, cellular component: nucleus. The record is from RefSeq and is a predicted model, not a curated record. Gene Ontology annotation, molecular function: transcription cis-regulatory region binding; DNA-binding transcription factor activity.
AACAAGUAUUUGCGAGCACCAUUAAAUUCCUUUCUCCCUCUCUUUUGCUCUGUGUUUACCUACGAUUAAUUAAACAGAGGUGAUAUUAAUUGUAGAAGGAGGGAGAUGAAUAUGGAGGAGAAGGCCGCGACGAGCCCAAGGAUCAGGCUGUUCGGGAUCCACGUGUCGGAGAACGACAGCGUCUCCGGCGAGGCGAGCAGUCCCACCUCGGCGGCGUCCAGCGAGCGGAGGAAGUACGAGUGCCAGUACUGCUGCCGCGAGUUCGCCAACUCGCAGGCUUUGGGCGGCCACCAGAACGCGCACAAGAAGGAGCGGCAGCACCUGAAGCGCCUCCAGCUGCGGCAGCAGCACCUCUCCGCCUCCGGCCGCCGGUCGCCUCACGCGGCCGGGAACUACUACUGCCAGAGCAUCGCCGCGCGCGAGGCCUUCGCGCCACCGCCUCCGCAGCACUUCCUCGCGCCGCAGCCGGUGGGACCCUCGGCCAACUGGGCCUACUACGCCAACUGCCCGACCUCGCCCGUUCAUCACCUGUCGCGUGGCUGCCUCGUGCCGCGCUCUUCGCCUGCUAACCGCGGCGGUAGGUUGUACAGGGACGGCCGCUCGAUCGAAGGGUCCGCAACCUUCGCCGCGUUGACGCCGGAGGAAGAAGCGGCGGAGGAGGCGUACGGGUUGAACCUGCGCCUCAGCCUUGCACCUGCCGGUUCAUGAUCCAAAUUCAUCGAUCAUCUCCUUCGAGCAAAUCAUAUACCUCUGUAUAAUUGCGACUUCUGAAAAAUUUUCAUCAUGUCAACUUUCACACCGUAAUUUCUCGAAUGGAGCUCUUGCUAGUUGCGAGGAAUUAUUUAUUAUGGGUAAUCAAAAAGGCACAUUUAGAA